Messenger RNA from Drosophila innubila, 468 nucleotides. RefSeq names its product retinin-like. The record is from RefSeq and is a predicted model, not a curated record. The coding region runs from base 16 to 387 and encodes 123 amino acids. NCBI's taxonomy places the organism in Eukaryota, Metazoa, Arthropoda, Insecta, Diptera, Drosophilidae. The transcript has 2 exons.
UCUACUCGCUUCAAUAUGUUCAAAUUCGUUGCUAUCGUUGCUCUUUUGAUUGCCUCCGCCAGUGCUGGUCUUAUUGAGACCCACCAUGUGGUGCAUGAGCCUGUGCUGGCCAAGGUAGGCACUGUGGUGCACAGCGCUCCCUCUGCUGUCUCCCACCAGAGCAUCACCCAAGUCCACAGCAAGCCUGUCGUUCACCAAGUCGUCGCUCCAGUCCUGAAGACCACAUACCAUUCUGCACCUGCUGUUGUCCACCACGCUCCAGUUGUUCACCACGCUCCUCUUGUCCACACUGUCCAUGCUGCUCCAGUGGUGCCAGUGGUGCACUCCGCUCCUUUGAUCAAGUCUGUCGUGCACACAGCUCCUUUGGCCUACACUCUGCAUCAUUAGAAAGAUUUUGAACUUUGCCAUUCACUUGUGAUAAAAAAUUUAUGAUAUUUGUUGAAAUAAACUUUUUCGUUUCAUUAUAAA